Molecule: messenger RNA, 3929 nt
Organism: Trichogramma pretiosum
Lineage: Eukaryota; Metazoa; Arthropoda; Insecta; Hymenoptera; Trichogrammatidae
Gene: DNApol-delta
Product: DNA polymerase delta catalytic subunit
Exons: 12
Coding region: 516-3788 (1090 amino acids)
Biological process (GO): DNA-templated DNA replication; DNA replication proofreading; nucleotide-excision repair, DNA gap filling
Cellular component (GO): delta DNA polymerase complex
Molecular function (GO): DNA binding; nucleotide binding; 3'-5'-DNA exonuclease activity
Source: RefSeq, a predicted model, not a curated record
AACUCCCAAAGCUCAUAUCAAACGAUUUCUUAUCAGGUGUUAUAACUCGAGGAAAAAUAACGUAAACUCAUUAAAGUCACAGAAAAAUUUUACAUCCAUCAUUGAUGCACAAAUCUAUCGUUAUAUAAAAGAGAUUGAGAUUAUUAUGAAAACAAAUUAUGAAGUAAUUCAUUGGUUAUUUAUAAGUAAAAUAGUUGAUUAUAAGUAAAAAGUGUGAUGACGUUUACAAGAGUUUCAAAAUUUAUUUUCUAAUUGAACGCGUUACUUAAUUUAUUCGUUGCAGUCAUAAACUAGUGGUCAUAACUGUCAUAAAGUUGCAUUCCGUAGCAGACAGAUUCGCAACCUUCGCUUGAAUCCGUUUUCCAACCCUAAAAUUGCGCGGGAAUUCGGAGUUGACUAUUAUGAUAUUGCUCCGUCCUUACGGCAGUGGUAGUAGCAGUUCUUUGUGAUUUGUUCCUUUCCUUCAGUUUUUACUGUCAUCGAAAAACUCACGCUUUUCACAAUUUCUCGCCAAAAUGAGCAAAAGGCCGCCGUACUCUGCUUCAUCUGCAAGCAAAAAGACAAAAGUUGCAGCCGACGAUGAUGAACCAUCAACAUUUGUGUCUGAGCUUGCAAGUAUGGAUGACUUUGAUGAUGAUGUCAAUACCGAAGGAACUCAAGUUCUUGGCGAAGGACCAGAACAAGAAAAUACAUCUUCCAAGUGGAGUAGACCUGCACCACCUGCAUUAGAUCCAUUAAAAGAUGGAUUGUGCUUUCAGCAAAUUGAUAUAGACCACUUCACAGAUAAACCACAGCCAGGUAUGCCUGGAAGUAGAAUAGGACCAGUACCUGUUAUGAGAAUGUAUGGUGUCACAGAAUUAGGAAAUUCAGUUUGCUGUUAUGUCCAUGGAUUCAGUCCAUACUUUUUUGUUUCUUGCCACCCUUCAUUCACAAAUGCUCAUUGCAAACCUUUUAAAGAAGCUUUAAACAACGCUAUCAAAAAUGAUAUAAAAAAUAAUUAUGAAAAUAUUCAAGACUUUGUCUUAGCUGUUGAAAUAGUUGAAAAACAAACAGUUUAUGGAUAUACUGGAGAGAAAAAAUCGUUAUUUUUGAAAAUUACUGUUGCAUUGCCAAAAUUGAUUGCACCUUGCAAAAGAUUGUUAGAAACUCAAAUUGUCUAUCGAGAAUUAGAUCAUAAAUAUGUUGCUUAUGAAAGCAACAUAGAUUUUGAUAUCAGGUUUAUGGCAGAUACCCAUAUGCUUGGGUGUUCUUGGAUUGAAUUAGUUCCAGGAAAAUGGAAGUUGAGAGGAAAAAAUGGGCACAAUUUACCUACUGUUACAAGAUGUCAAAUGGAAGUUGAUGUAGCUUGGGAUCAGUUGAUUGCUCAUGCACCUGAAGGAGAAUGGUCCAAAGUAGCACCUUUCAGAAUUCUCAGUUUUGAUAUUGAAUGUGCUGGCCGUAAAGGAAUUUUUCCUGAACCUGAGCAUGAUCCUGUUAUUCAAAUAGCUAACAUGGUUAUAUUACAAGGUGAAACAGAACCAUUUGUAAGAAAUAUUUUUACAUUAAACACUUGUGCUCCAAUCGUUGGAUGUCAAGUCUUAAGCUUUGAUACAGAAGAAAAAUUAUUAGAGAAAUGGGCUGACUUCAUUAGGCAAUUGGAUCCUGAUAUUUUUACUGGAUAUAACAUCAAUAAUUUUGAUUUUCCAUAUCUCAUCAAUAGAGCUCAGCAUCUUAACGUGAGAGAUUUUAGUUACUUGGGUAGAAUAAAAAAUAUUAAAUCAGUGAUCAAAAAUACGGUACUGCAAAGCAAACAAAUGGGUAGAAGAGAAAAUAAAUCUGUCAAUUUUGAAGGGCGUGUACCAUUUGACUUGUUAUUAGUAUUAGUAAGAGAUUAUAAAUUACGAUCUUACACUCUAAACGCUGUUUCUUAUCAUUUUUUGGGAGAACAAAAAGAAGACGUUCAUCACAGUAUUAUCACAGAUUUACAAAAUGGUAAUGCACAAACUAGAAGACGUUUAGCAGUGUACUGUUUAAAAGAUGCUUAUUUACCACUAAGACUGUUAGAUAAACUUAUGUGCAUUAUCAUCUACAUGGAAAUGGCAAGAGUGACAGGUGUUUCACUCACUAGUUUAUUAACCAGAGGUCAACAGAUCAAAGUUGUUUCACAAUUACUAAGAAAGACUAUUGAAAGAGGAUACUUGAUACCAGUACAUCAUGGUCAAGGUUCAGAUGAACAAUUCGAAGGAGCAACAGUUAUUGAACCACUUCGUGGUUACUACAAUGACCCAAUUGCCACAUUGGAUUUUAGUUCUCUAUAUCCUAGUAUAAUCAUGGCUCAUAACAUUUGCUAUACAACUCUUUUAAGUCCAGCAGCGCAAAAUGCAUAUAAACUAGAUCCUGAUGACGUUAGUAAAACACCAGCUAAUUCCUGUUUUGUAAAAGCAAAUGUAAGGAAAGGAAUUUUACCCGAAAUUUUGGAACAUUUGUUAUCAGCUAGGAAAGCUGCUAAAGCUGAACUAAAAAAGGAAACGGAUCCACUGAAACAAAAAGUUCUUGACGGUCGACAAUAUGCUUUGAAAGUGUCAGCCAACUCUGUUUAUGGUUUUACUGGUGCUCAGCAAGGAAAACUACCAUGUUUAGAAAUAUCAGGGAGUGUAACAGCUUAUGGCCGUACCAUGAUUGAAAAAACAAAACAAGAAGUCGAAGCUCAUUAUAAGAAAGAAAAUGGUUAUGAACACGAUGCUAUUGUCAUUUACGGUGAUACCGAUUCCGUUAUGGUGAAGUUCGGUGUAAAAACCAUAGAAGAUGCAAUGAAACUGGGAAAAGAAGCUGCAGAUUAUGUCACAUCGAAAUUCAUUAAACCAAUUAAAUUGGAAUUUGAAAAAGUUUAUUUUCCGUACUUGCUUAUCAAUAAAAAGCGAUAUGCUGGCCUAUAUUUUACAAGACCUGAUAAGUAUGAUAAAAUGGACUGUAAAGGAUUAGAAACAGUAAGAAGAGACAAUUGCCCAUUAGUGGCAAAUAUGAUGAAUACUUGCUUACAAAAACUACUCAUUGACAGAAAUCCAGACGAUGCUAUUGAUUAUGCAAAACAAGUCAUUAGCGAUCUUCUUUGCAAUCGAAUUGAUAUUUCGCAAUUAGUUGUUACAAAAGAACUAACUAAAACCGAGUAUGCCGCUAAACAAGCUCAUGUCGAACUUGCUGCUAAAAUGAAGAAACGCGAUGCGGGUACUGCACCCAAACUCGGCGAUCGAAUUCCUUAUGUCUUUAUCAGCGGUUCAAAAGGUAUGCCGGCGUACCAAAAAGCUGAAGAUCCCAUCUACGUUUUAGAAAAUAACAUACCCAUCGAUACAAAUUAUUACUUGGAAAAUCAGUUGUCCAAGCCAUUGGUUCGUAUUUUCGAGCCUAUUCUCGGUGACAAAGCCGAAUCGUUAUUACUUAAAGGCGAACAUACGAGGACAAAAUCAGUGGCUACCUCUAAAGUUGGCGCUCUGUUUGCCUUUACCAAAAAGAAGGAAACUUGUAUUGGAUGCAAGGCUGUAUUGACAAGUGACAGAGCUGAUAAAGCUCUAUGCAGUUAUUGCGAGGAAAGAGAGGCGGAAAUUAUUCAAAGUGAAAUUUAUAACGGGAGAAAGCUCGAAGAAAAAUUCUGUAGAUUGUGGUCAGAGUGCCAAAGAUGUCAAGGAAGUCUUCACCAAGAAGUUAUUUGUUCAAGUCGCGAUUGUCCAAUCUUUUACAUGAGGAAGAAGGUUCAAAUUGAUCUUGAUGCACAAGUUAAGAGAAUUGAUAAGUUUGGAAUUCCAGAAUGGUAAAAAAAAAACAUCAUUGGUAAUGAUAUCAUCUGAGCUCUGUUUGAGCUGAUAAUUUUCGUGUAUCAUUUGAUGAUUUGUACAUAUUUAAUUAAAUUGUUAUUGUGUAUUUCUGUUUUAACAAUAAACUACUUUUUUCGUAAA